AUGCCGGCAGGACAUGGAGUUCGUGCAAGAACGAGGGAUCUGUUCGCUAGAGGGUUCAGGAAGAAGGGUACAAUCCCAUUGUCGACAUACCUCAGAACCUUCAAGGUCGGAGAUUACGUCGAUGUUAAAGUGAAUGGUGCGAUCCACAAGGGUAUGCCUCACAAAUUCUACCAUGGUCGUACUGGUCGUGUCUGGAAUGUUACCAAACGUGCCGUUGGUGUCGAACUUAACAAACAGAUUGGAAACAGGAUCAUAAAGAAGAGGCUUCAUGUGCGUGUGGAGCACGUGCAACAGUCUAGAUGUGCUGAGGAGUUCAAACUGAGGAAGAAGACGAACGAUGAGCUCAAAGCUGCUGCCAAAGCAAGAGGCGAGACAAUAAGCACCAAGAGGCAGCCAAAAGGACCCAAACCAGGAUUCAUGGUUGAAGGUAUGACCUUGGAGACUGGAAUACGAGCAAAUAAUAGCAGCAACCAAAACAUUGACAACAACAACAACAUUGUCAAGGAGAGAAGAAGCAAGUCGAACAAAAUCUCCAAGAAGAAGAAAAAGUCACAUUCUUCCAGCAUAGCAAUCGUCGAGGAAAGACCCGAUUAUAUCAAUGCCAAGAACAAUGAAGAAGAAGCCAUACUAUUACCCACUGAUGCCAAGAAUUCAACCCCCAUAUCAUCUAAUGAGGAGGGUGAUCACAACAAGAAGGUGAAUCUUGAGAGAAAAUCUUCCAGGUCUGUUUUCCAGAGACGUGAGGCAUUGCAACAACCUAAGAUUACUAGAAUAAGCAGUGUUAGUAAUGGAGAAAGAGGUGCUCAGGUUAUGGCUGGUUGGCCUUCAUGGUUAGCUUCUGUUGCUGGAGAAGCUAUCAAUGGAUGGAUUCCACGUAAGCCAGACUCCUUCGAAAAAUUGGAAAAGAUUGGACAAGGAACAUAUAGCAGUGUGUACAAAGCAAGGGACCUAGAGACAAACCAAAUAGUUGCACUGAAGAAAGUGCGGUUUGCUAAUAUGGAUCCUGACAGUGUUAGGUUCAUGGCGAGAGAAAUAAUCAUCCUUAGAAGGCUUGACCAUCCCAACGUUAUGAAGCUUGAGGGUUUGAUCACUUCGAGGGUGUCAGGGAGUAUGUAUCUUAUAUUUGAAUAUAUGGAACAUGAUCUCUCAGGCCUUGCUUCAACACCUAGUGUUAAAUUCUCUGAGGCACAGAUCAAAUGCUAUAUGAAACAGUUACUACAUGGUCUAGAACACUGUCACAGCCGAGGCAUAUUGCAUCGUGACAUCAAGGGCUCGAAUCUGCUGCUCGACCAAAACAACAAUCUCAAAAUUGGAGAUUUCGGUCUAGCCAACUUUUACGGCCCCCACCAGAAGCAGCCUCUCACUAGCCGUGUUGUAACUUUGUGGUACCGUCCACCUGAACUCUUGCUCGGUUCAACGGACUAUGGCAUUACUGUGGAUAUGUGGAGCACAGGUUGCAUUUUAGCAGAACUCUUUAAUGGGAAGCCUAUCAUGCCUGGAAGAACUGAGGUGGAACAACUUCACAAGAUCUUCAAACUCUGUGGCUCACCUUCUGAAGAGUAUUGGAAACGAUCUAAACUUCCGGACGCAACCAUCUUUAAACCUCAGCAUCCUUACAAGAGGUGUGUAGCCGAGACGUUUAAGAGUCUUCCAUCUUCAGCUUUGGCACUUGUUGAGGUUCUUUUAGCUGUUGAGCCUGAUGCUCGUGGAAACACGGCUCUUGCUCUUCAAAGCGAGUUCUUCACGACAAUGCCUUAUGCAUGCGAGGCAUCAAGUUUACCAAAGUACCAACCGAGAAAGGAAAUUGAUGUGAAGAAAGGCACGAGCAGUAAACGGAAUGAGUCAAAACAAGUAUCUAGAGAAUCUAAACCUGUGCCGGCUCCAGAUGCAUCAAUACAAAAGCAGCAAGGGCAGAGUAGCCAGACAAGGAUGAGUGAAAAGUUCAAUGCUAAUGAAGAUGCAUCACUGACACAAAAUGGCUAUAGGUCCUAUGGCCUGUCCUCUGUUGAUAGAAAUGGAGCGAAUGUUAUGAUGGUGGGUUCGAGUCGGUCACCAAGAAAAGAACUGAGGACACAACGUUCUUUUGUUCAACGUGGAGCACCGCAACUGUCAAAGUUCUCAAACUCGGUUGCUGCUAGAGAUGCAUCACAUUUCUCUAUAGCUAAUCCACGGUGGCUUGAAGAUAGUUAUAAAAAUAACAACGAUGGUGAUUGGUCUCAACGUCUGUUGGUUAAACCCAAAUAUUCUACAAAAGACAAAGAAUCCAUACGAGGUCAUGGUGAAAAGAUAGAGAGGAUGAACUACUCAGGGCCAUUGGUUUCUAAUGGAGGAAACUUAGAUGAAAUGUUGAAAGAACAUGAAAGACGGAUUCAGUUAGCUGUUCGAAAAGCUCGGGAUAAGAAGACUAACAAGGACUAACAUGAAAGACAGGCUCAGGCAUGUCUUGCUGCAAUGUAGAAAAGUUUGGUGAGGUCUUGUGUAAAGUACAAACCUCUAAUCAUGUAUAUUUACUCUUCAUUCUUUUUAAUUAAUGUCGGUAUAGUUUUUUUUCUCCUCUUUUUAAAAGCCAUUGUUGUCCUUAACUUGGUCUAACGGUAUAUGUUCGUACAUAAAACAAGCUGUGAUGUCUUUGUCAAGUA
Eruca vesicaria subsp. sativa (arugula) is the source of this 2639-nucleotide messenger RNA. Lineage: Eukaryota; Viridiplantae; Streptophyta; Magnoliopsida; Brassicales; Brassicaceae. The record is from the annotation of a GenBank genome assembly.